GACACCACCAACAUGGCGGAUACUGAAGAACAAAUUACUACUCUUGCCGAUCGUGUUGGUAAAAUAGAAGUAGGCGAUUCCAAAAUUGAUAUAUAUCGAAAAGUAUUGAACUUGAUUGAUGUGGAAUGCUACGUAGAAGCCUUGGAUGUUAUCCAAAAGUAUUUAGGCGGGCAGGAUGCUAUGUAUGAAAGAGUCUAUUGUGCUUUCCAUUUAAAACAAGAUUAUCCUGCAAUAAAUGAUUCCCAUUUUAUCCAACACUUGGAAGCUCAAGAGGCUUACCGUAAAUCAGAUUUCUCAAAAGCUAUUGAAAUUUACGAAAAGCUUCAAAGGGAACUGCCAGAACAACAAUCUGAUAUUCAAGUGAAUGUGCUUGCUGUGGCUUCUCAGCUUCCCGGAUGGCAAAUUGAAAGCAUUCCUUCUUUGGAAGAUCAAGAUUCUCAGUUUAACUUAGCUACUCGUUACUUGACUCUUCAACAAUGGAGCAAGGCCAUUGAUUUGCUGUCUUCUUUAACCGGAAAUUUAGAAGCAAAAGAUUCCCUGUCUUCAGAAGAAGAAUCUCAUGUAAACUUGUGUCGUCUGCAGUUGGUUUAUGCACAUUUAAUGGCUGGUGAGGUGCAAAAAGCUGAAGAAGAAUCCAAGAAAAUAGCUUCAGCAAGUCUCGAUGAAACUUCACGCGUUCUGUUUGUUAAUAAUGUCUUAUGCCUAAACAAUGAAAAUCCCUAUCUUGCAUUUCGUAAUAUUCAUGAGACUCCUGUUGAGAAGGCCUUUACAAAGCUGUUAGCUUCUCAAAGCUUACAACUUGUGCGAAAUCUGGCCCUGCUGGACAUGGCCGUUGGUAAGGUGCGGGCUGUUCACAAGAAGGAGAAGGAAAGGCGUGCCCAGGAGGAUAAACUAUUUUAUGGUGUUCUCAUGUCAGAACACGAGAAAGGUUCACUUUCAUCUUCCAAGAAGCUUCCUGGAUUUUUAAUUAAUAAGUUCAGAAAAAAUCCUGCUGAUGCUUGUAGCGCCCUUUUGCUAAUUCAAUUCAAAAUUUCAUGUGAGAAUUAUCGCGGCGCAUUAGCUGUGUACAAGAAAAUGUGUGGAGCAUUAGAAGGUUCUGAAAAUUUUGCAUUGCGGUAUUCUCCUGGUAUGGCCGGUUUAGGCGAUGCACUCCUUUCUAAGGUUCAACAUUCUCAAACUCCAAGUACCGAAAAUUUACAUGCUGCUGCUAGAUACUGGACGGGUAAACCAAAUUGCCACGCCAAACUUCUAUUAUGCACACGUUCAUUAUUAGCUUCGAUUGAUGAGAAGGCAAGUGUGGAUGUCGUGCAAAGCGGUUUGAAGACUAUUGAGAAAUUAAUUGCUUGGAGGGGUCCUGUUAGUGAGUUGGUUUCCAGCGAAGUGGCUGCCCUUUGCUAUAUUGAUGAAUCCAUUAGUAAAUCACUUGAAAGCCAUUUAAUUUCUGUGUCAGAUUUGAUAGGAAGCGUUGAUAUUGAUGCUGUUGAGUCCAAAGGAGUUCCAGUAUCUACUACUAUUGGAUCAUUGAAGCGUGAAGCAAAUAAUGACGCUUCGAAGAAAACGAGAAAGCGCAGAAAGCCUACGCCAAAGAAUUUCAAUCCAAACACAGCGGCAGAUCCUCAACGCUGGCUUCCCAAACGAGAUCGGACAAAUGUAAAGAUAAAAAACAAAGGCAGAAACAUGCAAGGAAUUGCUACUUAAGAACCAGGUUAUGUCAUGAAUAUAUGUAGUUUUUCUUUCUCAGUUUCACUGUUGAUGGGCAAAAUGGUUCUAUCCAUAUAAAAGGUUUCUACGAAAAUAAGAAUUUACUAGGUAAACGUUUUUUAGAAUAUUAAAUUUUUUCACUUAAAUUAAAA
Messenger RNA from Schizosaccharomyces cryophilus OY26, 1853 nucleotides. RefSeq names its product signal recognition particle subunit Srp72. The record is from RefSeq and is a predicted model, not a curated record. Bases 13 to 1698 code for a protein of 561 amino acids. Gene Ontology annotation, cellular component: signal recognition particle, endoplasmic reticulum targeting. NCBI's taxonomy places the organism in Eukaryota, Fungi, Ascomycota, Schizosaccharomycetes, Schizosaccharomycetales, Schizosaccharomycetaceae. Gene Ontology annotation, biological process: SRP-dependent cotranslational protein targeting to membrane; regulation of DNA-templated transcription. The transcript is spliced from 4 exons. Gene Ontology annotation, molecular function: ribosome binding; 7S RNA binding; DNA-binding transcription factor activity.